This is a messenger RNA of Larimichthys crocea (large yellow croaker), 2333 nucleotides long. RefSeq names its product leucine-rich repeat-containing protein 15. Gene Ontology annotation, cellular component: plasma membrane. The transcript is spliced from 7 exons. Lineage: Eukaryota; Metazoa; Chordata; Actinopteri; Sciaenidae. The coding region runs from base 133 to 1227 and encodes 364 amino acids. The record is from RefSeq and is a predicted model, not a curated record. Gene Ontology annotation, molecular function: protein binding.
UAAAGCUCAGUGGAGGAGAGCCCACAGACAGCAGGGUAUAUUCUGACUGCUGGUACUUGGAAAAGAAGGAUAAACUGAACUCAACCUGUUUGAGAGGUGAAAACAGACAUCUGGAGAAUCAAGUGAAGUGUGAUGACAGCCUGGUCAGGGGAAAUGCAGCACUUAGCAUGGUUGAUGCUGGUAAUCCUGUGGAUGGUGCAGGCUGUGGCGGGCUGUCCCAAUGUCUGUAAAUGCUCCAGGAAAUCUGGUUUAGAAAAGACAGAAGUCAACUGUCACAAGAGAGGGCUGCGUGCUUUUCCCUCCAACCUGCCCCCUGAUGCCUGGAUCCUUAAACUAGGUGAGAAUGGUAUCUCAGACCUGAAGGCCAAUGUUCUAAGAUUGAUCCCAAAUAUUGAGAGUAUCAACCUGGAAAGAAAUGCCAUCAAGUCCAUCCACCCCCAGGCCUUCUCUGGUGCAAAGCAACUAAUGCUCCUCAAUCUUUACGGCAACCACAUCACCAACCUUCCAGUGAAGGGAUUCCAGGACCUCCUGAACCUUCGCUUCCUCAUGUUGGGACAGAACCAGAUUGGCAUCCUCAAACCUGAUAUGUUUGCAAGAAUGAGGAACUUAUCCGACUUGGACCUUCCUCUCAAUGCACUGACAACCCUACCAUCUAAUGCCUUUAAGCAUCUAAUCGCCCUCAAAGUUCUGGACCUUUCCCUGAAUCGCAUUCAGAAGAUAUCUCCUAAGGCCUUCACUGGACUUGGGCAGCUCAUGUUCCUCAACUUAGACAAUAACAGUCUAAAGACAAUUCCUGCUGGAGCAUUUGGCCCACUGCGAUCUUUAGAGAUGCUGGUUCUAGACAACAACCUUCUCUCCACACUGAGCCUGUCAACAAUGAAUGGACUGGAAAACCUACAGGAACUCUACCUGAGGAACAACGAGCUGGAGCAUCUGCCACCUGAUGUGUUCAGGAACAUGGCCAAGCUUUCUCAACUUGCUCUCAGUGGAAACCGCCUGAAGACCCUGGAUGGGAACAUGUUCACCCAUAUGCCUGACCUCAAGAAGCUGCACCUCCAUGACAACCAAUGGCAGUGUGACUGUAACAUCAUCUCCUUUGUGCAAUGGAUUGGACAGACCAAAGCCACCCUGUCACCUCGGGAUGCCCUGAAGUGCUUGAGUCCUCCAGAGCACCGAAACAAGAGCCUCCCCAGCCUCCAAGUUAACAAACUGCAAUGCCCUGCUUAACCACCGAAAACCUGGAUGAAGACCACAGUGUGGGCUCAAGUCCCAUUGAGAGUUAGAUGAUGAACAUUUACUCAAAACAGAUUUUCACUUUGUAUACUGGGCUAGUGUCUGCGCAAUUAUAUAAGAAACAAGUUCACUCUACAAAGCUGCAAUGCAGUCAGUAACUCUUCCUUACUUCUCUGCUUUAAGAGCAAUGUGUUGAUGAUGAUGUUAGAAAGUCUGGCUUGACCACCAUGUAUUUUGGGGUUUAGACCCCAGAGGUACACUAAAUAUGGUCUUUCAACUCAGACUGGAGUACAAAACCCUUGGAAAGCAGUUCAAGCCUAAAAAACCUAAAGUUAUGAGGUUUUCAAUGGACAGAAAUAUUCCGAAUCGUUGUUAUAUUCUUCACCAGCAAAGAACAAACGCUGUCCCUUAUCUCCAAAUUCAAUACUGAGAUAAAUAUUAUGAUCUCAUAUUGCUUGUCAUAUAGAGGCUACACAGGUUUGGAUUACAUGCAGUGGGAUUAUAUUAAUCCGAUUCUAGGAAAUGGUUUAUGUAAUCUUUAAUAGUUAAUGUAAAAAAAAAAAAAAGAAUUUGGAUAGUGAGAUGAUAGACACUGCCAGGAUGUGCACAUAGAGCCCUUUAGCUGUAGAAAAUUUACAUUUAUCAAAAUUGUGAUCUUUAAUUUAGAUUAAAAUGAAAUAAGGAUGAUGAUCCAGGUUGAUAUUUCAAGAUAGCAGUGACACGCUACAUGGCCAAAAGUACUUGAACACCUGAAUAUUACACCCACGUGAUUAUUAAACAUAAUAUUCCAAACAACAGGCAUUGAUGCUGUUUUAACAACCUGCACUCUUCUGAUUUCAGUUUUUCCACCAGAUGUUAGAACCUAAUUGCAGCAAUUUACUCAGCCAUAAGAACAUGAGUGAGGAUCACCACAGACGUCGGGUGAUAAAGCCUGGCUGACAGUGUUCCAACUCAUCCCAAGAGGUGUUGAAUUGGAUUCAGAUCAUGGGCUUUGUGCAGGCCAGUUAAAUUCUUAAAUAAUUCCUUUAAUACUAAAAAAAAGCUUUCUUUGUGUUCUCGGAUGUUGUCAUGUUGAAACAAGGAAGGACCUUUCCCAAGCU